AUGCCAUUCUACUACAUGCUACCCGACAAAGGUCGUAAGCGUCUCGGAGACGAUCUCGACAAACAAUACGAAAUCUAUACCAGAGCAUCAGCAGAACAAAUCGCCACAUCCCAUCGAGCAUCGCAGCAACAGCGGGAAGACACCAGAAAGACGCGCGAGGAGGCCAUCGGCUUUUUGGCGAUGCAGAAGCAGAAUUUUUCAGGACAACUGCAGGCUCUGGAUGGAUCGUGGAGCAGAGGAACCGGGACGGCUGGGGAUAAUGGCGAUGGCUACCACAAUAACAAUCACAACGAUAAUCACAAUGCCAUUGUUGCGGGAAAUGGUAUAGGACGCAGCGCAGUGAAUCAGGAGAACAAAAUGCAUGGCGGCAGUGGAUAUACAGGUAGUGAAGGAGCAGAGAAGGGAGUUAUGAACUGGCGGGUGCAAGUGCAGGAAACAGAUGUCGUCUAUUAG
Molecule: messenger RNA, 453 nt
Organism: Sphaerulina musiva SO2202
Lineage: Eukaryota; Fungi; Ascomycota; Dothideomycetes; Mycosphaerellales; Mycosphaerellaceae
Exons: 1
Coding region: 1-453 (150 amino acids)
Source: RefSeq, a predicted model, not a curated record